Molecule: messenger RNA, 2578 nt
Organism: Electrophorus electricus (electric eel)
Lineage: Eukaryota; Metazoa; Chordata; Actinopteri; Gymnotiformes; Gymnotidae
Gene: mus81
Product: MUS81 structure-specific endonuclease subunit
Biological process (GO): resolution of meiotic recombination intermediates; DNA catabolic process; mitotic intra-S DNA damage checkpoint signaling
Cellular component (GO): nucleus; Holliday junction resolvase complex
Molecular function (GO): crossover junction DNA endonuclease activity; 3'-flap endonuclease activity; DNA binding
Source: RefSeq, a predicted model, not a curated record
GCGAGGCUGAAGACACGUAUACGUCUAUUUUCAAACACACCGGCGGGGAAAAGACCACGUUCAGCCUGCCACAUUCAGACGACGUCCGUAACGCGCUACAGCGUAGCCAAUGUAGUAGCCUGACAUUCUUUUACUCUCCCUUUGAGAAGGGAGACGUUAAUGUGAGCAACAGUUCGGACGUUAAUCUAAGAUGGCCAACCGCUUUGUUGUGUUGCCAAUUUAGCUUAGCUAGCUAAGCUAACUAUUUAAUAAACUAUGUUAGCUAGCUGCCAUAGGCAGAGUGGGACAAGCAGUGUCAUGUAAAAACACUGGGCGGACAUACUAAUGUAACGUUAGCACCGCAAUAGCCAAAGGUUCCCAUUAUACUAAAAUACACUCGCUUGCUUCUAAGAUAAUAAUAAUAAUAGUUCGGUAGCAAGCUAGAUGGCUAAAUAAGAGACGUGGAGACAGAAAAUGUAGCGGUCAGCUACAUUGGCACCAAUACAGUCUGCGUUUGCCUUGUUCAGUUUUGAAUUGGUAGCGUUAUCUUAUCACCUUCAAGAUGUAGCUACGCAUCUGUGUCUUACCUCGUGUAGUGGCUAGGGUCGGUUACUGGAUUUUAAUAUGCCGUCGGAGCAGGGGCCGGUGCGCCUAGGUCGGAAAAGACCGUUAACCCCUUGCCCCAACCCUCUUUUCCUUCAGUGGUUAACUGAGAUGCGUGAUCACGCCAAAGAGAAGGGGCUGAAAACGCAGUAUGUGUAUCAAAAGGCUAUUAACUCUUUGAAGAAGUACCCUCUUCCACUGAAAAACGGCAAAGAGGCAAAGAUCCUACAGAAUUUUGGAGAUGGUAUUUGUAAGAUCCUGGAUGAAAGGCUUCAGAACCACUACAGAGAAAACGAUGUCCACGCUGAUGUUCAUUCCCUUUCAAGUGGUUUUACUACAAAUCAGCCCCACGGCAACCUGCACCCUGACAAAUCUGCAUCACAUUCUUCGAAGGAACCUUUGGGAAUAAGUGAAGGAAGCAUGAGGAAAGCAGAAGGUAUUAUCAGAAAGGAAGGUGGAGUAAAGAAGAAGAGGGAGUAUGUACCCCAGAAAAGAUCUGGAGCCUAUGCUGUUCUGCUCACGUUGUACAGGAACUCACAGUUACCUGGCAGUAAAGGCUUCAUGUUUAAAAACGAACUGCAGAAUGAGGCACAGUCCAUCUGUGAUAAAUCCUUCACUGUGCCUGAUCUAGGCAGUAAAUACACAGCAUGGUCCUCUGUAAGCACCCUUAUCCAGAAGAACCUACUCCUGAAGACCCACAGCCCUGCAAGGUAUUCAUUGACUGAGCUGGGUCUAGCUCUAGCAGAGAGACUGGAGUUUGAAGAAAGAGGGGAUGAUUGUGGACGAGACAAGGAGAAGGCGACUCUGGCUGAGGAGUCGGGAGAUGGACCAGUUACCAUUAACCUCACUGUGAAUGAGGGGGAAUGGGAAGAAGAGGAUAUAGCUGAAAACAACUGUAUCCCAUCAGAGGAGCCAACUGCAGCCACCACAGUAAACCAGGCAGAAAAUGUUCCAACAUGCUCAGGUCUUUCCGGAACAGGCAGAGAUGGCCACCUUCUCCCUGGCUCUUAUGACAUUGUGCUGUGUGUUGACUUCAUUGAAACUACUGGAGGAAACACAGCACGCAAACAAGAGCUGGUUAAAGAGCUGCAGAAGAAUGGAGUGAUAUUUGACAUCAGGAAGCUUAAUGUGGGAGACUUCCUGUGGAUUGCUCGUGAGAAAGUGGAACCUGUUCCAGGUCAGUUGCGCCCACCUGUGGCAAAAGAGCUGGUCCUCGAUUACAUCAUAGAGAGGAAGAGGAUAGAUGAUCUUUGUGGCAGCAUCAUGGAUGGUCGCUUCAGAGAGCAGAAGUUCCGUCUGAAGAGGUGUGGCCUUCGUAAGCCCAUCUAUCUGGUAGAAGAGUGUGGGUCUGCGGCAGCUCACAUGAGUCUACCAGAGAGCACUUUACAGCAAGCUAUAGUUAACACACAGGUGGUGGAUGGCUUCUUUGUAAAGAGAGUUCAAGACGUUAGGGAAUCAGCUGCCUACCUCACAGUUAUGACCAGACAUCUGCAGAAACUUUAUCAGAACUGCACACUGUUCUGUCGCUCCAGAGAACUGGAGGGAGACAUAGAGUGUGACAUGGAGAGCCCUCAGUGCUCACUCAUCUCCUUCACAGAGUUUAACCAUGGAGCUGUGAAAAACAAGUGUCAGACAGUUAGGGAGGUGUUUGCCAGGCAGCUGAUGCAAAUCAGUGGAAUCUCUGGUGAUAAAGCAGCUGCCAUUUUGGAGCACUACAGUACGGUGAGCAGUUUGUUGGAUGCAUAUGCCCAGUGUGUCACAGAAGCAGAGGGAGAAAAGCUCCUCUCCUCCAUCAAAUAUGGUAAACUCAAAAGAAAUCUUGGCCCCGUGUUGAGCCGUACUGUAUACCAACUCUACUGUACACGUGGACCCUUGUCCUAACUCUAAUCACAUUAUACAAAACUGCAAUGCAGUGCACCACAUUUGUGUUCUUUAUACUCUAUUUUUAGAAGAUUGAUGUUGACAAAAUCUGAAUAAAAUACAUGUUUGAAUUUAA